AAUACAAAAUAAGGUUGUAAAAAUUAAAUAUUUUUAUCAAAAGAGGCUGUUAUACUGAUUAAAUAUGGAUAUAGAUCAGUUGGGUACAGAUGCAAAACUGGCUGCAACAAAGUAUUUUACCAAUAUGCUUAAAAAACCAGGACAGCUGGAGAAAGUUGAACAAUUGAAGAAUCGUAUUUCACGUAAGAAAACUUCUACAGAAGCUAUGUUAAAAACAGCUAUGCAAAGUCAAUUGGACGGGGUUACAAUUGGAAUGGAACAAUUGAAAGAUGCAUUAGAUGACAUUAAUAAAGUAAAAUCAAUUUUAAAUCAGACAAAACAAUCAUUUAUCAACUUACCAUCUCUUGGGUACAAAUUACAAGAUGUCCGUACCAAGCAAAUGCAACAUUCUCAAUAUUUAACAGCUAAUGAAAAUAUGAAACACUUAUUUACAGUACCCGAAAGCAUCGAAAAAACUAAACAGUGGAUAAAUGAUGGAAAGUUCUUACAUGCUCACCAAUGUUUAAUAGAUCUUGAAAACUCAAGAGAUGAUCUUCUGUUUGAAGUACAUAAGUUACCAAAUCAAGCACCUAGCGAUAAAAUACUACUCAAAGCAUAUUUUGAAGACGUUGAAGUUAUGUCUAAUAUGCUGGAAAAACAAAUAAAAUUAGUAUUAAGUAGAACACUAAAUACUGUUAGAAAAGAACCUAUGGUAAUUGUAACUGUGCUGCGUAUAAUAGAAAGAGAAGAGCGUGCUGAUAUAUUUGCUAUACAACGCCAAAAGCAAUCUGGAUUUUUGCCUCCGGGUCGUCCAAAAAAAUGGAAAGAAAUGGCAUUUGAUGUGCUCCAAAAAUCGGUUGACCAACGAAUAGAAGGCACUCAGGUGAAUGAAAGAUCUGACAAUAAAAUGUGGCUUGUAACAUACCUGGAACUAUGUCGUCAAUUAAUACUUGAAGAUUUGCGAGUUGUUAAAACUCUUUGUGUACCUUGUUUUCCACCUUCAUAUAAUAUAUUUGAUAAAUUUGUUAAUAUGUACCAUUCUAGUCUUUCAGCAAAUUUAGAAGAUAUUAUAUCAAAUGGAUUAGAAGGUAACGAGUAUGUUACAAUUAUUUCAUGGGUAACUAAUACAUAUUCAGGAGUUGAGUUGAUGAAGCAUCCCGAAUUGAAUAUAGAUAUUGGUAAAGUUGGUUCUUUAUUAAAAUCAUCAAUUAUUUUUGAUUUACAGUCAAAAUAUUUGGAUUAUAUCAAAGGCAAUUACAAAGAAUGGAUGUUAAAAACAUUGGAUACCGAAAAGAAUGAUUGGUAUGCUGGCGCUUCACCUGAAGUUGGUCCUGAUGGAUGUUUUCAUACAGCGGCUCCAGUUAUUAUAUUUCAAAUGAUCGAUCAAAAUUUACAAGUCACAAAAACUAUCAGCCAGCACUUAACGCAUAAAGCAUUAUUAUUAAGUGUGGACAGUGUUAGUUUGUAUGGAUUAUCUUAUAAAGAGGCUGUUAUUGAGUUUAAGAAAAAACACUUUGAGGAUAGAGACAAAGUGCCAUUUUUUACACAUUGUAUAAUCACAGUACUCAACAACUGUUUGCAAAUUAUUGAGUUGGCCUUAGAAAUGAAACAACAUUAUUGGAGUAGUGAUUUUAAAGAUCAGUCGAGUACUGCUUAUGAAAAAUUAAUUAAGACUUUUCAAAAUCUUAGAGAUGAAGCAGCACAAUUUCUUUUAGAAGAAGCAUUUCUUGAUCUGGAUAUUCAUUUUCAAGAUUUGAUAACCUCAAAAUGGCUAACCAGCUUCAUAUCCAUUGAAACCAUUUGUGUGACCUUAGAAGAUUAUUUUCAGGAUUAUACUCAUUUAAAACCUAAGAAUUUGGAGUAUAUAAUUUUGGAAGCUCAGGAUAUAAUAGUACGGCGCUACAUUAUAGCUAUGUUACAGAAAAAAAUUAAUUUCAAGACAUAUGAAGAGCGUCGUACAGCAGCUGAUAAAAUGACCAAAGAAGUUGAUCAAUUAAAAUCAUUUUUUAUGCGUGUUGCACCUUUAGUAAUACGUGAUAAAGAUUCACCUUUUGAUGCUGUUAUAAAGUUAUCUGAAGUAUUGAAAAGUGAAGAUUCUGAAAUACUUUCUUUGGAUCUGCACACGCUUGUAAAAAUGUACCCUGAUAUAACUGAGGAUCAAAUGACUAGAUUGUUAAGUUUGAGAGGUGAUUUGAGUAGAUCAGACAUACGAGAAAAAGUACAGUAUGCGAUCCAAAAUAAUAAAGAACUUGCUGGCACUACAUUAACUAAAAGCAUAUUUCAACAAAUACACUUGUAGUAUAAAAUUAAUUUAUAAAACUUACUAUUUAAUAAUAAUUAA
Messenger RNA from Sipha flava (yellow sugarcane aphid), 2320 nucleotides. RefSeq names its product exocyst complex component 3 (gene Sec6). Gene Ontology annotation, cellular component: exocyst. The coding region runs from base 65 to 2278 and encodes 737 amino acids. The record is from RefSeq and is a predicted model, not a curated record. Gene Ontology annotation, biological process: exocyst localization; exocytosis. The transcript is spliced from 2 exons. Gene Ontology annotation, molecular function: SNARE binding. NCBI's taxonomy places the organism in Eukaryota, Metazoa, Arthropoda, Insecta, Hemiptera, Aphididae.